Molecule: messenger RNA, 1995 nt
Organism: Mycena indigotica
Lineage: Eukaryota; Fungi; Basidiomycota; Agaricomycetes; Agaricales; Mycenaceae
Product: Alkaline phosphatase
Exons: 16
Coding region: 1-1995 (664 amino acids)
Biological process (GO): dephosphorylation
Molecular function (GO): alkaline phosphatase activity
Source: RefSeq, a predicted model, not a curated record
AUGCGGGCUCUUACCAGCGCUGUCUCCCUUGUCGUCUCGCUCGCCUCGCUGAGGGCGUCGGCGUUGACCUUUACCCGUCUUGGAGCGUGUCCUUCCCUUGGAUGCGUCUUCCCGCCUGACCAGGCGAGCUUCCUCCCUGGUCAGUACUUCGAUGUCCGGUUGGAGGUCCACGCUCCUGUAAAUGGCACAGAAGCCUUCAACGGAGGCAUCCCUGAUGAAAAAUUCACCUUUUGCAUUCAAGAGGGCAAGGGGAAGUGCGAGGAGGCCUCCAAAUUCUUCAAAAGCACUUGGUCCGACCUACAGACCUACAAUUUUACGUACUAUCAGGACCAAUUUGCCCUCGAUGCUUCAUCUCCUACCGUCGUCAACGCCGCUGCCCGUUCUCUCCGUGGACUGUCCCUCAAGAAACCUGGUACAUACAAGGCGACGUUGAAAUACUACAAUGGCCAAACCACAGUCGCCACAUGGUUCGUCCGUGAAACACCAAAGACAGCUGCCGCAAAGAAUGUCCUGUUCUUCAUCGGAGAUGGUAUGACCCAGUCAAUGAUAACCGCGGCACGAGUUCUGGCCCACAAGUCCGUCAACGGUGUAUACCAAUCUCUCAUGCAAAUGGAUCAGAUGGAAGCACUUGGCCACCAAAUGACGCACUCCAUCGACAGCUACAUCACAGACUCCGCCAAUUCUGCAACCGCUCUCUACACUGGCAAGAAAACGACCGUCGAUGCGCUCAAUGUUUACGCUGACAGCUCGCCAACCCCUUUCGAUGAUCCCAAGUUUGAGACUAUUGCAGAGCUCUUCCGUCGCAAGCGCAAAGGGCCUAUUGGAAUGGUUUCGACUGCUCAUAUCUCUGAUGCAACACCAGCCGGCCUUUGCUCCCACACGCGUUCUCGGGGCGAAUACGCUUCGAUUGUCUAUGAAUAUCUCAAUGGCGCGCAAGCCCGUACCCCUGAAUUCCAUUGGCCAACCAGCUGUGAAGGCCCCGACGUGAUUUUUGGUGGUGGUGCUGAACAGUUCUUCCCGGGAUCUGGUUCCUAUAACGGAACUGAUAUGUACAAGGCAUACGCCGCGGCGGGAUACCAACUCGUUUACAACAACACCCAGCUGCAAAGCGCGAAGAACAACCAAAAGACUCUUGGUAUAUUUAGCACCUCGGUUUUGCCCAAAUGGAUCGACAGGAACAUCUACCCCAAAAACUUGGUCGGAUUGAAGAAUUCACCUCUUGGAGACGGUGGCGACGCUCUGGACCAACCAGGCCUGAAGGCUAUGACACUCAAGGCCAUCGAUAUCCUGCAAGCACGCUCCAAGAAAUCCGGGACUGGCUGGUUCAUGAUGUCGGAGGCCGCCAGUAUUGAUAAGAUGAUGCAUGCCCUGGACUACGAUCGCGCUCUCGGCGAGCUGCUUGAAUUGGACGACACUAUUCGCGCCUCCCUUGCUCAUCUCGAGAAAAUCGGGGAACUCAAAAACACACUUGUUGUUGUGACUGCUGAUCACGGACACGGUUUUGACGUUUUUGGCUCCGCAGACACCAAGUAUCUCGCCUCACAAACGACAGAUCGCCAAAAGCGCAAGGCCAUCGGCGUUUACGGCGACUCGGGGUUGAGUGGUUAUACAAUGUCGCCUGACAACAGCAGCUUCAUUGUUGGUGCCCAAGGACCAAACUUCCCCGUCACCUGGACGCCGCGAUAUGCUUUCGCUGCUGGUACAGCCGCCUUCCCCGAUCAUCGUGAAUCCUAUGCUAUCAACCAAUCUGGUCCCCGUGUUGCAGCCGUUUCGCCCAAGGGUUCCACAGACGGCUACGUCGUUAACCCGGUUGACCAACAGGCUGGGUUUACGCUAUCUGGCAAUCUGCCCCCUUCAGAAGGGUCGGGUGUCCAUUCGCUCACUGAUGUCUCUGUGUUUGCGAAUGGGCCAGGAGCAGAGACGUUCCGUGGUGUUUAUAACAGCAUUGAUGUCUUCUUCAAGAUGGCGAACGCGUUGGGCCUUGGUGCACACUAA